AGCAAACAUGGCCUCCACCAUUUCCCACCUUCCAGCAUUUUGCUCAACUUUGGUUUUCCUUAUCCUUUUGAACGCGCUCAUUCCUUUUCAUCGUGUUUCAGCUGGUCCAGGAUUGCCUGUUCCCCAUCCUCCACAUUCAGGCUCAGCAUCUGAUCGUCAAUCAAUACGUGCUUCCAAUCCUCUACCUUCAGCUCCAUUAUUUGAUCAUCAAGCAAUGCCUGCUUCCGAACCUCUACCUUCAGCCCCAUUAUUUGAUUAUCAAGCCAUGCCUGCUUCCAAGCCUCCACAUUCGGGCUCAGCUUCAGAUCAUCAUGCAAUGCCUGCUUCGCAUCCUCUGCAAUCAGGCUCAACUGAAGAUCAUCAAGCAAUGCCUGCUUCUCAUUCUCCGCAUUCAGGUUCUGCUUCAGAUGGCAAAAUCACCACAACGGGAACACCGCGGACGCCUAUUCUGUGCGAGAGUGAGAAACCUACUCAACAACAACAGCCAAUGUCUCUGAAGCAGCUAGGGGUUUAAUAUGGCAGAGAAUAACAUAACAAAUAAUGAUUUUAAGUAAAUAAUCUACGACAUCCACUUGUAUCACACACGACAUGCAGUUGGAUGUCAAAAUCAUGCCCAUAAGGACCAUAUGAACGUUUUAUGUUUGACAAUUAAAUUAUUUUUUUGUGUUCUCUCGCA
Molecule: messenger RNA, 676 nt
Organism: Prunus mume (Japanese apricot)
Lineage: Eukaryota; Viridiplantae; Streptophyta; Magnoliopsida; Rosales; Rosaceae
Source: RefSeq, a predicted model, not a curated record